This is a messenger RNA of Aureobasidium uvarum, 300 nucleotides long. The record is from the annotation of a GenBank genome assembly. Lineage: Eukaryota; Fungi; Ascomycota; Dothideomycetes; Dothideales; Saccotheciaceae.
AUGCCGCAAGAUCAUGUCCAAGCGCCACAAGAAGACGACGACCAGAUUAACAGAACGCUGCGAGAAAACUUGCCUGACAAUAUCAAUGAUGUGGACUUGGGAAGGCUUUUGUCUUUUAUCGGCGACNNCCCCCUAGGCAAAGGCGUGGAAAAAGUACUCUCACCGGCAGGAAACUUGGUAGGAGGAACAGGCGAAAGAAUGGCCGGCUUCACAAAACAAGACCAGCCGAAAAAGACCGAAGGCGGAUACGAGAAAUUUGGCGGUAAAGAGCAGAAUGGCGGUAACCCCCUGGGAUUGUAA